UGACAUGCAGAUAAACUGUUAGGCAACACAUGCAGGCUGUCAUAAUGCAGGGUAAACAUGAAUGUACAGUAAAAGGAAGUUAUGUGGCAAAAGAGCCGUUAAGGAAGUCAAUGCAACUGUAGCAUGAACAGAAAAUGAGGAAGCAAGAGCAUAGCUAGUUCCAGUUGGUAGAUUCUUCUUCUUUGGGUCUGAACUACUUCAGCAGCAGUGUAUGCAUGGAAGACGCGAAGAGCCGUUUUUCAGUGCAUACCUAUCAUUUAUUUAAACAGUGAUUUUUGCUAGAAAGGUGUAUUAUUGGUUACAUGGACUGUAUAUCCUAAGGCUGGAAAGAUCAGGAACAAUUACCAAAGACUUCUUUGUUCAGCUGCUGAUUAAGUGAGGGUGGGACUGAAGAAAACAUAAGCACAACAGGCAGAAGAGAAGCAGACGGGCUUCUGAGAGUGUUUUCCCCUUCGAAGCAUGGCAGAUAUUGCCCAGAAUCUGCCAUAUUUUUUUGGCAAUAUUACCCGUGAAGAAUCAGAAGAUUACUUGAGGCAAGCUGGUGCGAGUGAUGGCCUGUAUUUGUUGAGGCAAAGUCGUAGCUACCUUGGUGGUUAUGCUCUGUCAGUGGCACAUGGCAGGCAUUUUUACCAUUAUACUAUUGAGAGAGAGUUGAAUGGAACUUAUGCCAUUUCAGGUGGCAUAUCUCAUAACAGCCCUGCUGAACUGUGUCAUUAUCACACACUAGAGAGCAGUGGACUUGUAUGCUUGCUCAAGAAACCGUGCAAUCUGCCACCUGGUGUUCAGCCAAAAACUGGACCAUUUGAAGAUCUUAAAGAACAUCUAAUUAGAGAAUAUGUACAGCAAACAUGGAAUUUACAGGGUGAAGCUCUGGAACAAGCUAUUAUCAGUCAGAAACCUCAACUAGAGAAGCUAAUUGCCACGACUGCACAUGAAAAAAUGCCAUGGUUCCACGGAAGGAUUUCACGUGAAGAUUCUGAGCAGUUACUUAUCAGUGGAGUAAAGCCAAAUGGGUCUUUUCUAAUAAGAGAACGAGAUGAUAAUGGAUCCUAUGCUCUGUGUUUGCUGCACGACAGAAAGAUUUCUCAUUACCGUAUUGACAGAGACAAAACUGGCAAGUUAUCAAUACCAGAUGGGAAAAAAUUUGAUACUCUCUGGCAGCUGGUUGAACACUAUUCCUAUAAACCUGAUGGACUUCUGAGGGUCCUGACAGAGCCAUGUUCCCGUGCAACUGGACGCAAAGAAAGCUUUAUAUUUAACCGUACAGUAUGUCCAGAACCUCCUCCCCACCACAAAAUGAGUUGGUCAGCUGGUGGAAUUAUCUCAAGAUUCAAAUCCUACUCCUUCCCCAAGGCUGGCAACAAAAAGAGUUCUGCAGAAGCCAUGAAACGGAACAGAAGUUCUUCAUCAAUGAAGGUUCUUUCUUGUAGGCCAAAUGUAGAAGUCACAAAGGAUUCUAUGCCUAUGGACACUGAUGUCUAUAGAGGAAUAUAUGAAGACCCAGAUGAGUUCAGACCCAUGGAUGGCAAAAUAGCUCCGGAACAGCUUACUUUGCUUGAAACUGAACUUGGAUCUGGCAACUUUGGCAAUGUUAAAAAAGGAAUGUUAAAGACAUCAAAAUCUGAAAAACCAGUAGCUGUUAAGAUUCUUAAAAAUGACAGCAAUGAUGAGUCAAUGAAGGACGAGCUCCUCAAAGAAGCCAGAGUCAUGCAGCUAUUGAAUAAUCCCUACAUUGUCAGAAUGCUUGGAAUCUGUGAAGGGGCAUCAUGGAUGCUUGUCAUGGAGCUGGCAGGACUUGGGCCUCUAAAUAAGUUCUUGGCUAGAAACAAAAAUGUUACAGAACAUAAUGUAACAGAGCUUGUACAUCAGGUCUCCAUGGGAAUGAAGUAUUUAGAAGAAACAAAUUUUGUCCACAGAGAUCUGGCCGCACGAAAUGUUUUGCUGGUCACACAACAUUAUGCCAAAAUCAGUGAUUUCGGGCUUUCCAAAGCACUUGGAACUGAUGAAAAUUAUUACCAAGCAAAGACUACUGGAAAGUGGCCUAUGAAAUGGUAUGCCCCUGAAUCUUUAAACUAUCAUAAAUUCUCAAGCAAGAGUGAUGUAUGGAGCUUUGGAAUUCUAAUGUGGGAGGGGUAUUCCUACGGUCUAAAGCCAUAUCCAGGAAUGAAAGGUAAUGAAGUGACAGUUUUUAUUGAAUCAGGAAAACGCUUGGAGUCCCCUCGACGUUGUCCACCAGAAAUGUACAAUUUAAUGAAAUUAUGUUGGACAUAUAGCACGGAUGAACGACCUUCUUUUGCUGUAGUUGAACUGAAACUCCGGAGUUAUUAUUAUGAUAGUUCUCACUGAUUUGAAGAAGAAGGAACAGACUUAUUUUCACAACCAAGAACUUUUCCAGGGUGUGUCCAGAGAACAUAUCAAGUGUGCAUGUGUGUGUUGGUGUGUUAGUGUGUGCAGGAAUGGGCUCUAUUAUCCAGAAACCCAGUAUCCAGAAUGCUACAAAUACAGGAAUACCAUAGAGUCCUAUUUAAGCAAUUAAUUCUUCUUUUUUUUAAUGAUUUCCUUUUCCCUGUUAUAAAACAACAGUUCCUUAUACUUGAUGGUAACUAACUAAUCCAUGAUGGUGGCAACACAGUCCUAUUGGAUUUUUUUUAGUAUCUUUAAGCUAUGGCACUCCAAAUUACAGAAAGACCCCUCAUCCCAAAAGCACCAGAUCCCAAUCAAUCGGGAUAAUAGAUUCCAUACCUGUAUUUGAAUUUGACAUUUGGGGGGGGGGGGUG
Xenopus laevis (African clawed frog) is the source of this 2777-nucleotide messenger RNA. RefSeq names its product spleen tyrosine kinase L homeolog (gene syk.L). Gene Ontology annotation, molecular function: non-membrane spanning protein tyrosine kinase activity; kinase activity; ATP binding. Gene Ontology annotation, biological process: intracellular signal transduction. The record is from RefSeq and is a predicted model, not a curated record. The transcript is spliced from 14 exons. Bases 460 to 2346 code for a protein of 628 amino acids. Gene Ontology annotation, cellular component: cytosol; plasma membrane; cytoplasm. Lineage: Eukaryota; Metazoa; Chordata; Amphibia; Anura; Pipidae.